AUGAUAUCUAAUUUUAUCAUUGUUCUAUUUGGUAUUGCAUUAGUUGGUAGUUCUUCAAUACCAAUUAUUCCUGUAUCGAAAUAUGUACCAACUUCUAUUCAUAAAUAUUCAUCAGGUUUAAAUUAUUAUUGGAAUUUAUUACUCGAUGAUGAUAGUCUUUAUGUUGGUGGACAAAAUUUAAUCGUUCGAUUAGAUCGAGAUAAUAUUGAAGAUCGAACAAGUCCAAUUUAUAAAUCAAUUGAUCUUCCAUCAAAACGAGAUGAAGUACAAAAAUGUUUAUCACAUUCAUUAAAUCAGGCUUUUGAUUGUGAAAAUCAUGUUCGAGUAUUAUUACGACGUAAAACAAAAUAUAAUGAUAUAUUUGUAUGUUCAACAAAUGCAUUUUCACCAAAACUUUAUUAUUUUAAUCCUGAUUUAACUGAAAAACAAGGAAGUAAAGAAGGUUUUGGUUAUUGUUCACGAGAUCCUCGUCAUAAUAACACUGCUCUUUGGUCAGAUGAAGGUAAUCCACAAAAUUAUGGAUUUUUUUAUACGGGUGCUGUUAUUGAUUAUACAAAAACUGAGCCAAUUAUUUAUCGACCACCAUCUGAUGAUGGAAAUAUUAAAUUUUUACGUACUCCUCAAUAUGAUACAGAUUGGUUGAGUGCACCCGAAUUUAUUGCUUCAUUUGAUGUUGAUUCAAAUAUAUAUUUUUUCUUUCGAGAAAAAGCUGAAGAACAACGUGAUAUAUUUCCAAAAAUUUAUUCUCGUGUUGGUCGUUUAUGCAAAAAUGAUAUUGAUACAGCAACAAUUAUGGCUAAUACAUGGACAACAUUUCGUAAAGCAAGAAUAACUUGUUUAAGUGGUGUAAAUGAUUCACCUUUUGUAUUCAAUGAUAUAAAUGCUGUGACAAAACUACAUGAUGAUCGAUUUUUUGUUUCAUUUACUAGUUCACCAGGUGAUUUAACAACAUCAAUUAUUUGUGAAUAUUCUCGACGUGAUAUUGAUUCGAUCCUCGAUGGAAAUUUUAAAGAAGCUGAUUCAAGUAGUUUUUGGAGAGAACUACCACGUGAUCAUGUACCAGAUGGCGUACCAAAAAAUUGUGAAUCAAAUGGAUCAUUGUCAGAUACAGUUUUAAGUUUUCUUCGUUCACACGUUCUUAUGAAUGGAAAUGUAUAUUCAUCACCACCAUUAGAAAUAGCAUUUCAAAUACCAAAUAUAAUUAUAACUCGUCUUGUUACAGAUUCAAUUAAUUAUAAUAAUGAUAAUCAAAUAACAUUAAUUUAUGCUGGUACACAAGAUGGACAAGUUUUAAAAUUAGUACAAAAGAAAAAAGGUGAAAAAUUUAUUUUAUUAACAUCAUGGAUAUUAGAUGAAAAUAAUAAUGAAAAAUCACCUGUUAGAAAUAUGGUUCUUGCUCAAGAUACAAAACAAUUAUAUGUAUCAACAGAUAUAGCAGUUUAUCAAUUUUCAGUUAAUCAAUGUAAUCGUUAUAUGCUUUGUGUAGAGUGUGAACGUGAUCCAUUAUGUCAUUAUGAUGUACAAUCAAAUCGAUGUUUAAAUGUGGAUGACAAUAAUCAAAAACUUGCUAUUGCUCGUUUACAACCAGAAUCUUGGUGUAAAAAAUCUGUACAACGACCAAGUAAAAUACUUCAAUUAACAAGAAAAAAAGGUGAAACUGUUUGGUUACAAUGUGAUGUUAGUGAACAUUUACGUUCAUCUAUUGAAUGGCGUUGGAAUGGUCGAAAUAUUCAAGAUACAUUAUUUAAUAAUUUUCUUUUAACAAAAGAACAAAAUUUAAUUAUUAUUAAUAUGAAUACUUCACUUAAUGGUCAAUAUACUUGUUUUAUUGGUCAUCAACCAAUUGUUUCAUAUUCACUUGAAACAGAUCGAAAUUCAUUUGUAUAUGGAGAUGUUGCGUCAACGGUUACAAAUUUAUCUCGACGUAAUGGCGAAUGUAAUUGUUUAACAGCUGAAAAAUAUAUUGAAAAAUACAAUGAUUGGUGUAAAGAAUUUGAAAAUUAUCAACGUGCUUAUAAUGAAUGGGAAAUUUUACGAGAUCAAAGUUGUCCUAAACCUUAA
Rotaria sordida is the source of this 2061-nucleotide messenger RNA. Lineage: Eukaryota; Metazoa; Rotifera; Eurotatoria; Philodinida; Philodinidae. The record is from the annotation of a GenBank genome assembly.